AUGGAGGAAUGUGAGAGUCUGGACACAGAGAUGACAGAGUUACAGGAGUUUCAGUGCGGGUCUCCACAGGCUGUCGGCCAGGACGAUGAAGACGAAGUGGAGGAACUCCACAACAGUCUGCGCGAAGUGGUCCAGGACCCAUUAGUGAAGCCCAAACUGCAGUGCUUGAUGGUGGAUCCAUCCUUCUCAAUGGUAACUGUCCAGAGCGAGGACAGCGGUAUCGUUUGGGAGACAGCAUCCAGUCGCUGCUCGACUCCUUGGGCCUCCGAGACCAGUUCAAUCUCCGAGUCCUACAGUAUGGAGGGUUCUGGAGCCCAGGGCAAGAUCACCAUUAUCUUUGAUGAGGACAAAAUUGUCCGCAGGAGGAAGAGGUUAGGGGGAAGGAGCAGCAGGCUGGGGGACAGGCUGAGGAGGCCCGGCAGCUCAAGGUCAGGUUCAGCUCUCGGGGUGGAGAGACCGGAGAUGGCAGAGAUAUCCAUUCCCAAUGUUAAACCGGAAGCAACAGAAACUGGAUCAGACAUGGAAGAGAUCAAAGACAAAGAGCAGCAGCUGUUCAGUUUGAUCUCAGAGGGUUAUGAGAUUCUCAAUAUCAGAGUCCCAUCAAAACUUCCAACGGUGGAUGAGGAAGAGAGCACAGAACUACAGGACAAUUUGACCUAUCUAAACCAGACUCCGAAGAUCAAGUCCAAAAACCAUCACAUCCGAGAUGGUUCACAGACUCAGAAUCAGCAUCUCUCAGGAGUUGUAGAGGUGGAGAUACUGGAGCCUGAAGGGGUCUCAAAACAGGACUCUUCUCACCCAUCAACUAACACAGAGACCAGCAACACACAUGCUCAGAAAGAAAACGCUGGUGAUAUGGACUACUUUGAGAAAUUUACCUUGCUGGAUGAGGUGGUUCCCGGGGAGCAGGUUCCAGAGCUGCACGAGGAGGUGGGAAGGCCUCAAACAAAGUCUCAAGCGGCGGACCUGAAGCUUGGGAAGGAGAUGGCCACAGACAGCCCAUCUAUGUCAGACGAGUCCUUUGUCUUUGUCACAGACAUGGAGAUAGCCAAUGAGCACCUGGAUGAAGUGUUCUAUGGAAACGGAGCUCACAGCUCCCCUAAUGAGCUGCUGCAGGGGAGGGAGGAGGAGGACAUAAACAUACAAGGGAGGAAGAGAGCGAGAAGAGAGAGCCAGAGGUCUCUGAAGGAGACUGGUUCGGUGUUAUUUGAAAGUGAGGAGACCGUCCUCACUCCUAUCUUUCUCUCCUCUGGACCCCCCAAGAUUAUUGACCCCAUCCUGCUGGAGGAGCCCACUGCCAUGUCCUUUAUGUACACUGAUCUUUACGAGGAUGCUGUGGGGGAGAAGAGGAAGAGCGACGAGGAGUACUCAGAGGCAGGGAGUGUGGCAUCUGAGAGAUCCUUUAAGAGACACUUGUCAGAUUCAGAGGAGGCAGAUGGGUACCUGGAGAAGUUCAUUCUGAAAGAUGAAACUCCGACAGUGGAGGUCCUGGCAGAACCAGAGGAAGAUAAAAAGGAGGAGAGGAUGAUAUGGUCACAGAGUAAGUUUGAAAUGACAGGAUGUCUAACAAAAGCAGUGGAAGAAGCAGAAGAGGAUGAGGUGAGGAAGGGUGAACCAGUAACUGAGGAGGCAGAUGCCACAGAGGCGAGGGGAAAUGUGCAAUCAACAAAGUAUGAGAGAGAAGAAGAAUUGGUUAUAGUAACAGAAACGAAAAGAGAAGAAAUCAAACCCCCAGAGGUGAUGGAGGAGCAGGCUGCUCCAAAUAGAACAGGCCCAGGACAGUCAGUUCAGGUGCCUGAACCACAGGAGGACAAAAUAGAAGACCAGGAGGUGAAACAGAAGGUAAAAGACCAGAGUGAGCUCCUUGGGAGCAGCACUCAAACGUCAUUCACUGCACCUGAGACAUCGCAGGUGGGCAUGGAUGCAGAAAAGUCUAAGGAGAUGAAGGAACAUCUGGAAGAAGAGCCAGCAAAGCCAAUGAAUGGGCAUGGCAUUACUGAAACACAACUGCCAUCAGUGACACGAAAUGUAAUGGACAAAUCAGUUGAAGUAGUUGUAAAGGCAAAAGAUGAGAUAACAGCUAAAGUGGAUUCACCUGUGAGCAUUGAGGUGCCUCAGGUGGUCAGUAUAACUGAGGUGCAACGUGCAGCUAUAAAAGUUGAUGGACAUGUCUCAGCUCCAUUGGACAAUGUUAAAGAUACCACCCACAUAGGAACAGAAGACACUAAGGAGAGAUGGUCCAAGGAGGCCGCUCUUGACACUGCAAUAGUGGCUGCUGAUAAGAAGCUAGAUAGGAAAAGUGAGAUGGUACCAGCCAAAGAUGAGGUCCCAGUCAAAGACAAAGAACCUGAGACUCUAAGCCCAGAGAUAACUAAAUGUGCUAAACCUUUGGUUAAAACUGAGAUAUCAGCUGAAGCACUAGUGGAUGGGAAAACAUUUGUUGCUGAAAAUGAGGCAUCUGUCAGGGUCAUUACUGAUAGUGAGCCCGCAGUACAAGCAGCAGUAGAGGUGGUUGAAAAAGCCCUGAAUGAAAACGUUAUUCUCACUAAAGAACAGACUGCUCUACAGGCAUUACUUAGUUCUGAAACAACAGAGGUUCAAGCAGUGGAGGAAGAAAAAAGACAGGAAUCAGAGGAAAUGGUGAUAGACAGACAUUUGGCUCACAGUAUUACUGAAUCUGUGGCUGUGGAUCUCAAGUCAGAGUUUAAACCUCAGAUUUUAUCGCAAAUAAUGGAUCCUUCCAUCCCUGAUGAAGUAAAGCUUGACACAGAUGAGAAAUUGGCAGAAGUCCCCAAAUCUGAUCAGAGCCAACAAGAGGAAAUGAUACCUGGUAAAGAAUCAGAAAAAACAGAGCUGCCACCUGAAGAAAUCAAAGAUAAAACAAUUCCAGCUUACAAUGAGAAAGUUGUUCAGGAGACAGUAAAUGUGGGUGAUGAGUUAUUUCUCCUAGUCCCCAAAGGGAAAGCGGUCGAGAUGGACAUUGAAAUAGGUCAGUGGUCAGAGAAGUUUGAAAAGACUGACACAGAAGCUGUCUCUGAACCUGAGAGUGCAUAUGAAGAGCUAGUAUCCACCAAUAACACCUUGGUAUGCCCAGAAUCCCCUCAACCAACAACUGAGGAUAUUCUGGAGGAGCAUGAACAAGAAGCAAAUGCAAAGGUCAUUCAAAUUGGGGAAGUGCUGCCCAUAAAGGUCUUAGACAGGUGGCCUUCACCUCCAGCCACUGUGAGUAUAGAGGAGGCAGAGACAGAGGAGCAAAAGACCAAUGAAGACAUGGAGGAUGAUGAGGGAGUGGUCUCCCCUCUCAGGAGCUUUACUCCACUUGAAGACUUGUCUUGGCUACAAGAACAAGAUAAGUCAGAAGGUGAGACAAAAAGAGAGGAUGUAGUGCAAGAGACAGACAUCAACUGGAUGAUACAUGUCCCAGAAACAGAUAAGUACAAAGAGGAUGUGGGCCUGGAGAUGUAUCCAAACAAAGAGGCCACAGAAGGUCUAGAGGUGACUGCUGAGGACUUGGAGUAUGAGGUAAUAUCCAAACAGGAUGCCAGAGAAAUGCCAGAAGUUGAGGUGGAGAGAGUUGCAGAGGUACCACAACCUGAGUCAGGUCCAGAGAAAGAGACGGUGGAGAUAGAAGAGCAUGUCCUAGAUCUGCCUGAUGAUGAGCUCAUUGAGGCAGACUAUGAUAUCAUUGAUUCCGAGGAAGAGAGUCAAGCCAGGGCAGCUGCUGAACUCCAAGGGUUAGACUGGUUCUGUCUUAUUUGUGGCUGUCUGCUGUCAGAGGAGGACUAUGUGUCUGGAGAGCACCAUGGCCAUGAGGUGACAUCCGUGGAUAAAGCUUAUGAGGACAUCAAGGAUAGGCUGAGUGAGUGGAUCUCAGUGCUGCAGGAGAGAUCGGAGAACAUCGAGGACCUGGUAUCUGAGCUGGAGCUGGCUUACAACUCUGUAGAGGACCAGUGUGCUCAGAGUGAGGAGGCCAUGCAGGCCCAGAAUGAGGAGAUGAUGGCUCUGGUGAUGGAGCAGUACAACACCAUGUCUCUGAGCAUGGAGGAGGAGAAGAAGGCCAAGCUAGAGCAGCUCUAUGACCAGAUCGUCUCUUUCCAGGAGAACAUCGACUCCGCCAAGGGCACUCUGGAGGUCACCGCCAGGGAGGCCGAGACUGACGCACGGGUGAGUGACAAACUGAACUCACCCGAAGACAUUAAUACAAGGCUUAACGCAGCUUUGGAGUGUGUCAUGUCCUUGGAGCUGGGUCCCAAGGGACUGCUGGUGUUUGAGGACUAUGCCAAGGGGAACACCUCCAACUCACACAUGGAACAACGCAAGGGAAUCCCAGUGCCCCAGAGACCCACGUUGCAGCCUCAGGAAGCUGGCUCAGCAACCAGUACCAAUGUCACUGUUUACUGGAGAGUCAACCCUGGAGAUAUUAUUGACUGCUUCCAGGUGUAUUGUAUGGAGGACCCACAUGGAGCUGUGUCAGAGGAGUACCGAGUGACAGUGAAAGAGAGUUACUGUGUCCUGGAGGAGUUGGAGCCUGAUAAGACCUACAAGGUUUGGGUGAUGGCUGUCAACUACACCGGUUGCUCCCUGCCCAGUGAGAGGCUAUCCUUCAGAACUGCUCCAUCAGUGCCAGUGAUUGACACAGAGCGCUGUUCUGUCCUGUGGGACUCGGCCACGCUGUGCUGGAGCUCAGCCCAACAGACGCCCUGUCAGAGUUACACCCUGGAGUACUGCCGCCAGUAUGAACUGGAGGGAGAGGGGCUGAGGUCCAUUUCAAGUAUCAGGGGCAAUGAACAGAAGGUCUUCCUGCAGCCCAAUGAAAACUACCUGUUUUACAUCAAAGCUGUGAAUGAGGCUGGAGCCAGUGAACAGAGUGAGGCGGCACUCAUAUCAACUAAAGGGACGAAGUUCCACCUACUGAAGGCCUCAGGUCAUCCUUUUCUGGAGUUGUCAGAAGAGCAAACCUCUGUGCGCUACUACCAGGACAUAUAUGACAACACACCUUCCACAGACAGACCAUGCCCAUCCAUUUUGGGCCAGUUAUUGCCAACACAGGGGCGUUACUAUUGGGAGACUAUUGUCAUGGGAAGUGCAGCCUACCGGCUGGGUGUGUCAUACGAGGCGGCCGAUAGAAACAGCCCAUUAGGGAAAGACAGCAAGUCAUGGUGUUUACACUGCAUCCCCACACCAUCGAGUUGCAGGUAUCAGAUGCUCCAUAAUGAUGUCCAGUCUGAUGUGUUUGCUAUUGAGAUUCCAAAAAGAGUGGGUACUCUCCUGGACUAUCAGCAAGGCCAUCUGUCUUUCUAUAAUGCCGAUAAUGGUCAACUGUUGGGGACUUUCAACCACGUUACCCUCCCAUGCCACCCUGCCCUGGGCCUGGAGAUGCCCGGCAGCCUGGAGGUCUGCAUGAUCCAGGAGGUACCAGAGUUCACCAACCACAGCUAG
Molecule: messenger RNA, 5439 nt
Organism: Lampris incognitus (smalleye Pacific opah)
Lineage: Eukaryota; Metazoa; Chordata; Actinopteri; Lampriformes; Lampridae
Gene: cmya5
Product: cardiomyopathy associated 5
Exons: 14
Coding region: 1-5439 (1812 amino acids)
Molecular function (GO): protein binding
Source: RefSeq, a predicted model, not a curated record